Molecule: messenger RNA, 1273 nt
Organism: Pantherophis guttatus
Lineage: Eukaryota; Metazoa; Chordata; Lepidosauria; Squamata; Colubridae
Gene: MTRES1
Product: mitochondrial transcription rescue factor 1
Biological process (GO): regulation of mitochondrial transcription
Cellular component (GO): mitochondrion
Molecular function (GO): RNA binding
Source: RefSeq, a predicted model, not a curated record
UGCCCUUUGAUCCCUGCGGGAAAGGGGAGAAGGACGGGCAACGGAGCAGGGACGCGCGGCAGGGUUUGGGCUGGAAGCGCCGGCCGGAGGCAGGUAGUGUGGCCUGCUGGGUCAUAGAGCGGGCAGGCAGGCAGGCAGGCGUUGCUCGGCCCCGGGCGAAGAAGCAGCGCUUUCCGCUUUCGUUCUGUCGUUUCGGCGAAGGGAGGCCGGAAUCGGACGCGGGUCCGCUAGGCAACCGGGCAAGAGGGCGGGGGUUACACACGCGGCGCAAGAUCUGAUCUGCUGCUGCGGGAAGUUGUACAGUCGGGAUUGCAGCGCGGUUUUUAACCGUAUUUACGGGUAUGCUAUGACAGGGUAUAAAUUACUUCUUGGUGCUUUUAAAAAUCUAAAUGUCUGGCUUGGACUCCUGGUCAAAUCUCCUCACAAACUCAGCUCUCCCUGGAGGACCUUUCUUUGUGCUGCAAGCCAGUAUCCCAGAACAGCAAUUCUCCCCAAACAUUUCUGUGUUUCUCCCAUUCAGCAUCAUGCAUUUUUAAUACGAUGGUCAAAAAGUGUGACAGGGAUUUCGGUCCGACACAAAAGUAACAAAAGCUCACAUAAAAAUGUGAAACGAACUGUGGAAGAAGACUUGGAGGAGGAAGACAUUGAUGAAGAGAUAACUGAUUCAGAAGAUGAGUUUGAAGAUGAUCCCAGCAUAGUGAAGAAUUACAAAGACCUUGAGAAAGUAGUACAAUCUUUUCGAUUUGAUGUAAUCUUGAAAUCUGGUUUAGAUAUUGCAAGAAACAAAGUGGAAGAUGCAUUCUACAAUGGUGAGCUUAGACUGAAUGGAGAAAAAUUGUGGAAGAAAAGCAGAUCGGUAAAGGUUGGUGAUACGUUGGAUCUCAUUCUUGGAGAAGACAAAGAAACAGAAACAGCUGUAGUUAUGCGAGUUGUUUUAAGGAAAGCAUCUGAGAAGAAUGAGAAUGAUAAAUACAAAGUGGUGUUGAGGCGCUGGAAAAACCUAAAGGUGCCCAAGCAGGAUGUAUUGAAGUGAAAAAAUGAAUUGCAUGUUGUGAUUGAUUUGUUGUGAGCAAUCACAUUUAUUGUAUAAUAUAUAAUUUUUGUUAGUUUUUUUUUAAAGGUUAUUUUAUGGCAUGCCACUUUCCUUACUAUAAACAUUACUACUUCUGUUCCAUGACAUUCAUUUGCUGUAUGCUGUUUUCAUUUCAGAGGGUGGGAAAAAUAAAAUAUUGUUUUUAAUGAGAAAUAAAUAAAAGGAAAGCCUGAUCUUAAA